AUGGAUAAGUCCAGGAAAUAUUUUACUGAUCUUAUAGAUAAAGGAAUAGCGGCUGCCAGUUUACUGCCUCGUGAUGAACUGCUGUUUUCUUACAAUGGAACUCUCUACCCUGUCACUAUUUGUAGUCCUGAAACAUUCAGAGCCUUGGAGUCGUUUGAAUCCAGAAGUGAUGAUGUACUUUUGGCAGGAUACCCUAAAUCUGGCACAAACUGGCUAAGUCAAAUCUUAACUGACCUGAUAAACAUAUCUGAAAAGAAAACACAGGAUAGAGAAAGCGGUGUGAAUGAUGAAGAACUAGAAUUCCCCUACCUUGAAGUUGGAGAUGCUGAGAAAUAUGAGUGAAUGACCAAAUUACCUUCUCCAAGAUUUAUGGUUACUCAUCUCCGUCCUGAAAACCUUCCCAAGUCUAUCUUCAAAAAUAAAGUCAAGAUAUUGUUAUUGAUUCGUAACCCAAAAGAUUUAGCUACAUCUUUUUACCAUUUUUCCAAUGGCCUGGCUAUUCUUCCCUCCUAUGAGACCUGGGAUGAUUUCUUCACAGAUUUCAUGACAAAGAAAGUGGUCUGGGGAUCCUACUUCGAAUACCUUUCCAAAUGGAACAACUAUGCUGAUGAAGAAAAUGUUAUGACAAUAACUUAUGAAGAGCUAAAAGAGAAUCCUGUCGUGGGUGUGAAAAACAUAGCUGCUUUCUUAGGGAUUUCAGUGACUGAGGAGGAGCUUCAGCUUGUGGUAGAGAGGAGCAGCUUUCAGUCAAUGAAGAAGAACUCACAGAAGACCCAUGGGGCAUUAGGCAACGUUCUCUUUCGCAAAGGUGCUGUAAGUGACUGGAAGAAUCUUUUCAGUGAAGAUCAGAAUGAGAAAAUGGACAAAGCAUUUGAAGAAUAUGUAGGAGGAACUAAACUUGGAACAAAGUUAAAGUAUGAAGUGUACUGUAAAGCCUGAAGAGUAAUAAAAUGUGGUCAGAACAAGAACUUCUUGAGGCACACGCUGAUAAUCUGAAUACUAUAUACUGGAAAAUUAGAUCAAAUUAUCAAAGCACUGUUAGAAUUACUCUAAUAAACACAUUGCAGCAGCCUUUAUAGUGACAGUGAUGAAUAGUAGGCUUUAGUUUUAUGGUGAGAUCUUUGGCUUGCUUUGGCUACACCCAUUUGCUGCAAGAUGUGUCAACUAAUCAUAUUCACAAAAAUUCAACAGCCCUGUUGAAGUAGCUGUCACCUGGAGGGAAAUGACCCUUUUCUUUCUAGCCAAACCCCAUCUUUGUAGACUAUUUUGUAGUUAUUUACUGUGCAGAUAAUUUUUUCUUCAAAAAUGUUUCAAAUCAAGAAACAUCUUCACAGAAAAGAUUACUAGCAAAAAUAUGGAUCUGACACAAACCUAAUGACAAAGGAUGUCUUCCAUGACUUCAGCACAAACUGGAUCAGAGCUAGAGAGAGAAGAAAGAAAGGGAAUGAGGAUCAGCAUUCUUAAGGAUUUUAAUCUCUCUGAAUGCAAAAUGUGAGGAUGGAUUUCAGAUUAUAGGCUGGUGUCAACUGGAAAAAUUCACUCAGAGUCACUGCUUUUAUAGGAACAUAGAACAGCCCAGGA
Messenger RNA from Pipra filicauda (Wire-tailed manakin), 1581 nucleotides. Its product is annotated as sulfotransferase 6B1-like. The transcript is spliced from 7 exons. Gene Ontology annotation, biological process: sulfation. Gene Ontology annotation, molecular function: sulfotransferase activity. Gene Ontology annotation, cellular component: cytoplasm. Lineage: Eukaryota; Metazoa; Chordata; Aves; Passeriformes; Pipridae. The record is from RefSeq and is a predicted model, not a curated record.